AAAUUUUUUUCAAUCCAAAAUAAACUGGGAAUAACCUAUAAGCUAUUUAUGUAUUGUUGAAUGUAAUUUAAUAUUAUAUACAAAGUAACAUCAAAUUAUUGUGCAAUAAUAAUAACAUUGUUGUUUUACCAAAAUUUGUAAGAUCAAACGAUGUGUUACAAUAAUGGGGGUCAAUAGGUCACUUAUAUUUAAGUCUGACUUUUAGCGUACUAUAGGCACUACAUUAUAAUACUUAAGUGUAUGUCAUAUGUUAGUAAAAUAUUACUUAUUGUUAAAAGCAGUGUAGUAAUUUUUGUCUAGAUUGAUCUACUAAUAUAACCCUAAACUCAACAUUUAUGUAUAAUAUAAUGCAAAAUGAUAUUAAACCUUGAUACUGAACUAAUUAAUUAAAUCAUAAUAUUUAUGUAGUAAAAAAAAUAGUAUGUUUAGUCAAGUUGUUACAUUAUACUAUCUGGAAAUAGAAACUGCAUCUUUUUAGCACACUUCAGUUGGCUUAAAGCCAUUACUUUUCUGGAUAUACUACUAAGACCAUUUAUUUAAUUUUGAUUACGCGUAUGUCAUAUGAUAUAUUUAAUUUUAAUAAUUUUAAUACAUAAAAGGGACAUAAAUAUAGAUUUUAGUUAAUUUUUACCAAGGUGCACAACAAACUGAAACAUUCUUAGAAAUAUUUUAUAUUAAUUUAGAUUUUUAGAAGAACUUACUCGUGUUAUUAUUUUUUGACUGUUAUUAUUUUAUUAACAACAUACAUUUCACAUCAAUACAUGGAAAAAUUACUAUCAGGUAUACAAUUAUUAAGGCUGUUAAAUUAUUUAAAAUUAUGUUUUGGCUUUGGAAUGCAGUAUGUGGGUGAAUUUGUCAUAUUUAUGACCUUUGGGAAGCAAUACUAGUUCCCUCUCUUCAACAACAGUAGCAUGCUUUGAACAGUAUUUUUGAUGCUAUGCCAAAACUACACUACAGCUCUCAGCUGAGAAUUAGGAUACUUUUGACUCAUCGAAGUGGCCAGUAUUUUCUACAACAUAGCUUUUGAAUGUACACUUUUAUUCUUGUGUAACAAAUUUAAUAGUGACUUAUGAAAUGGAGAAAAAAAUCAAUGAUAAUAAUUCUAAUUUAAUGCAUGAUUGGUCUAUUCACGCGCAUUUAAAAAUAAUACAACAACCCAAUAACAAUUUGCCAAUGUCUCAGCAACCAUGUUACGGAUUUCAACGAGGAAAUAUUGUAUUUACUGCCCAGCCACCUCAAAGGACAGAUUCUGGUCUUGGCAGUUCAUCCCGUGGAUCUGCAUGUGAUUGUACUUUUAAUAUAGCACCUCAAUGUGAAGUAUGUUGUGGUAUAAGAAGCCCCAUGUCAGCUAGAAGAGCACAAAGUUUUACAGCACAUUUUUGUACCAAUGUUCCACCAAAAAAACAUUUAGAAACUGUGGAUGUGUCUAGUCAGACAUCCCCUUCUACAUCAACUAUCUUAACAAAGGAAAAUACCAACAUUUUUAUGAAAAAUCGUAAAUUCGAAUUAGACAAACAUAAAAAGCGACAUGCCAGGACUGUGCAUAUUGAUGUUUAUUGCACAGAAUCUUCAGAUUCAGAUAAUACUUUAACAUCAAAAGGUACAGAUACAUUACUUAAUUUAUCAGAUGUAAAAAUUAAAUGCAAAAAGAUAUCAAAAAAAUCUCAUAAGGCUCGAAGUCAAUCAAUAAUGUCAAAUAAAAGUAUGUUACAAAGAAGUCCUUGUUUGUCAGCAAUAAGUUCUACGAAUACAAUAAGUUCUACGAAUACAAUAUCCGAUUCUUCUUUUUACGAGUCAUCUAGUUGUGGUUUAUCUUCAUUUAUGGAUUCAACUACAUUAGAAAACAGCAGUUUAAAUAGUUUUGAAUCCGAAAAUAUACAACAAAAAUACAAAUCAAAAAACUAUGAUGACACAACAAGUAGUAGUUCAGAUGACGAAUGUUCCGAGACUGCUUGGAGUUUCAAUAGCAUCAGUUCUCAAAAAAAUCAAAUUCUAGCAAGACGCCCAUGGUCUAAAGUAAAAAAUACAAACGAUGAUAUGGGCAGCUUUAGUGACUGUUCACAAACACCCAUGUAUAGACAGCCAUCAAAUUCUACAUUUGUUAUGACUCAAGUUGCUAAAAUGGCAUCAAAGUUUGGACCUAUGAGAUCACCUGUAAAACAAGAUCAUCAUGUAGGACCUUCAAAGAAUCCAGAUUGUUCAUGUUUUAACUGUCGCAGGUUUUAUAAUACCAGACAUAGAUCAUAUUCCAUCGGUAGUGAAGCUAGUCAAUCAGAGAUAUCGACAUUGUUUAGAAAAUGUCUCUAAUUUAUUAUUUUAAAGGCAUAUUAUGUAAAAUUCAAACAUAAAUAAAUUGUACUAUUUUAUAAAA
Myzus persicae (green peach aphid) is the source of this 2371-nucleotide messenger RNA. RefSeq lists its product as uncharacterized. Lineage: Eukaryota; Metazoa; Arthropoda; Insecta; Hemiptera; Aphididae. The transcript has 2 exons. The record is from RefSeq and is a predicted model, not a curated record. The coding region runs from base 1075 to 2307 and encodes 410 amino acids.